AUGGAUUACGGUGACUAUAAUAACACAUAUCCUGAUGAUAAUUACACAUUUCCUGACAUUAUUGAGUCUGUGACUCCUGAGAUUAAGCCGAUCCAGAUAGUGGCUCUGGUCAUGUACAGCCUUGUGGCCCUCCUGGGUGUGCCUGGAAAUGCUCUGGUGGUGUGGGUGACGGGGUUCUGCAUGUCCCGCUCUGUCACCUCCCUCUGGUUCCUCAACCUCGCUCUGGCUGAUCUUCUGUGCUGCCUCUCUAUCCCCUUGCUUAUGGUCCCUCUGGUGCACGACGACCACUGGCACUUUGGUCCGCUGGCCUGCAUGCUCAUCAGAGGCCUGUUUUACCUGGUGAUGUACUGCAGCAUCCUGCAGCUGGUUGUGAUCAGCGUGGAUCGUUUGUUGCUGGUCAUCAGACCCAUCUGGUGUCAGAACCACAGGCGACUCAAACAGGGUGCUUAUGGAUGUGUUGCUGUGUGGGUCCUGGCCCUGAUAGGCAGUAUCCCACAGUUUGUGUACGCCAAGCAGAUUGAGGCGGGUGACGAGAAGAGAGAGUGUAGGAUGGAGUACACCUGGCCUGUCUCUGCUUUUCGCUUCCUGAUUGGAUUCAUUAUUCCUUUCCUGGUUAUUCUAGUUUGUCACUUGGUGGUCUUCAGCAAGACACAGAGGAGAAUGACACGUAGUCAGACUGGAUCCAAGAAAACACUGAGGGUCGUCAUCUCUGUGGUGCUGAGCUUCUUCUUGUGUUGGCUACCACUGCACAUUGUGGAUUUCCUCAUGCUGACCACCCCUCGGGUUUCCUCUGCGAGCCCCAAACUUCACCUGGCACAUGUUAUAGCGCUCUGCCUGGCUUACUUCAACAGCUGCCUCAACCCUCUGCUCUAUGUGUGUCUGGGUCAAAGCUUCAAAGACCGCAUGAACCUCUCCCUGCGUAACAUCUUCCACUUUAUCGGCGAGGAUCCGACUACCAAGAAGAGUGUCACUAAUGUGGACACCAAGAGCACCAGCAAUGGCAACGAGAUGACAAAAAUAUGAAUGUGGACUGACUGUAAUACUUUUGCAAUAGAAUAAUCGUUUCGCAAAAGAAUAAGUAAUUUCUGCUGACCUUGGCUUGGAUAUGAGCCCUUAUAUUUGACAGUAAAAUAAAUCACUUGGUGUGUGUAAGUAAAAAAGGUCUGUGGAUGCAAAUACUCUGCCUUUACUUUUUGAGUCAAUAAGAUUUUUUUUUUCUGGUCAAGUUGGGUGGUAAGUAAAUUUGUUUCCAAGAAUGUUUUAAGGUUUAAACUGCAGGAGUAUUUCAAAUAAUUACAAAACAAUGCAGUAACGUCCAGUUGUGUAAGUGUUCUUUUCAUAAACCACAAGAGGGCGAAACACUCUUCUGAUGCUCAGUUGCUUAACUCUUUCCCCUUUCAAAGCCUACUUGGGUUCCCUCUUGAGGAUCUUUUAUAUUUCAGGCCUGUUACCCUUGGAAAGAUAUUCUGAUGGUUGUAUGUUGUGACUAUGAGACUGGAGUAGAGGCAAGACUGAAAUGGUCUGGACAUGUGCAGAGGAGGGACAGUGGAUAUACUGGACAAAGGAUGUGGAAUGUGGAGUGCCUGGCAGGAAGAGAAGCAGAUUCAUGGAUAUCAUAAAGGAGAACAAGAGGGCUUGUGUGACAGAAGCGGAUGCUUGGAAUAUGGUGAGAUGGUGGUAGACCUCUGCUCCGGUGACCUCUAAAGCAAGCAGCUGAAAAAAGUUGUGGAAAAGACCUAAACAGUGUUGUCAAAUGAUCAGACAAAGAGUUCGCAGACUGUGCUAGAAAAACUGUUCUGGGGACCUGUCAGGCAUUUAGCAAUAUGUGAAGUUAAUAUAUACACACAGUUUUUUUUUCUUCCUGGUAUAACUUAAUACACUUCCAGGUUAAAUUUACU
Messenger RNA from Pelmatolapia mariae (spotted tilapia), 1898 nucleotides. RefSeq names its product C5a anaphylatoxin chemotactic receptor 1-like. Bases 1 to 1023 code for a protein of 340 amino acids. Gene Ontology annotation, cellular component: plasma membrane. The transcript has a single exon. Gene Ontology annotation, biological process: positive regulation of cytosolic calcium ion concentration; chemotaxis; complement receptor mediated signaling pathway. Gene Ontology annotation, molecular function: G protein-coupled receptor activity; complement receptor activity. The record is from RefSeq and is a predicted model, not a curated record. NCBI's taxonomy places the organism in Eukaryota, Metazoa, Chordata, Actinopteri, Cichliformes, Cichlidae.